Molecule: messenger RNA, 315 nt
Organism: Oikopleura dioica
Lineage: Eukaryota; Metazoa; Chordata; Appendicularia; Copelata; Oikopleuridae
Source: the annotation of a GenBank genome assembly
AUGGUUCAAGGCGGCGAUAUUACAAAGGGAGAUGGAACUGGCGGUAAAUGCAUCUACGGAACGAAAUUCAAGGAUGAAAACUUUGACCUCAAGCAUAUCGGACCUGGAGUCCUUUCUAUGGCGAAUGCGGGUCCAGAUACCAACAGCUCUCAAUUCUUCAUCAGCCUCGACAAGACCGACUGGUUGGACGAUAGACACGUCGUCUUCGGUGAGGUGAAGAGCGGCAUGGAUGUUGUGCGACUCAUGGAAAAAGCUGGAACGCAAUCUGGGUCGUGCACUAGGCUUGUGGAAAUCAUAGAUUGCGGAGUGCUUUAA